Molecule: messenger RNA, 756 nt
Organism: Eriocheir sinensis (Chinese mitten crab)
Lineage: Eukaryota; Metazoa; Arthropoda; Malacostraca; Decapoda; Varunidae
Exons: 2
Coding region: 152-613 (153 amino acids)
Source: RefSeq, a predicted model, not a curated record
CUUGCUGACUAUCUAGGACGAGUGGACAAGUUUCCCGUGGUGAGGUGCCACUUAAGCUGUCCCUACUUCACCGGUUGGACUGAAGUGGUACGAGGUCCUAUUAAGUUUGUUGGGGCCCUCAUCGGAAACGUGCCUGGGGUAAGGGAUCCCCAUGACCCUGACUCUUCUCAAUCUCCAUCUGAUUCUUCCAGAACAUCCUCACCUUCAAAGUUGCCGCGAGGGACUUCUACUCCUCGUGUUCCGACAUCCCCGGCACCCCCUGACCCCCGGAUCCCCGGACGCCAUUACCACUCGUGCUGGUAGGUUGAAGAGGCUUCAUCCGCUUGUCCUUCCGGAACCUCUACCUCCUUCAGUAACCCCUCAAGACUUCUCCCAGCUUCAAGCCUCCUGUGCCUCCUUAGCAGCAAUACGGCAGAAAGCCUCAUCAGGACACGUCGACAAAGCAAGGAACGGAUCCUCCUUCCAGUACCUGUAUCGCAACGGACAUCUCUACAGGAAGUGCCUCACCUCCCCGCUUUCCAAUAAGAACUACUUCCCCAAAUUGCCAUCGACCUCGUUGGACCCUUGUCUCCACCAGCUACGGAAGAACCUCUUGUCAGCCCCAUUCCCGUAGUGGAGGAGCCAUCACCUGACGCCAGCUCCACAGAACUUCCCAUCGAUGAACCACUUAUGGACGACCGGGACGUAUUCUCCACCCCGCCUGGCUGUACUUCAGCGAUUCAGCAGGACAUCGUCCGGGUGUUGAGAUAGGCCUUG